Molecule: messenger RNA, 4417 nt
Organism: Physella acuta
Lineage: Eukaryota; Metazoa; Mollusca; Gastropoda; Physidae
Product: hornerin
Cellular component (GO): extracellular region
Molecular function (GO): chitin binding
Source: RefSeq, a predicted model, not a curated record
CCGCGACCUGCUACAGUAUCGGCUGCUGAUGGAGGGGCGCGCUCAUUGAAGUAGAGUGUAUAUAAGUCAGACGGGAGCUUUUUUGUACGAGUGACUUGUGUUCUGUUGUCGCUGGUACAUAGCUAACAUGGCCAGCGUAUUUCUCUUGGUUUUAGCGGCGAAUAUCGUGUUAAUUUGUGCGCAUGGCGAGACCGAUUCAUCUUUUGGUGCUAGCAAACCUUCCUCAGCUUCAGAGAGUUCUUCCGGUAAACAGACCGGAAGUUUAGAGUCACAAAAUGGCGGCGCCAGCGGAAGCUUUGGUCAACAAAGCGAGGGCCAGUUUGAGCUGGUCGAUUCGUCCGCCGUGGACAGUGGCGGGCAGUCGGGGAGGAAGGACGGGAGCAUCGAUAACUACAGCGCCGACGACGGUCGGGGCAACCAGUUCACGGGCUACGGCAGCUCUGGGUCGGAUAGAACUGGGAGUCCAAAGUCUGGCAACAGACGGAAGCAGUUUAGGCAAGAUUUCGGCGGGAGAGAUUCAUUGAGGUCUGGGGGCGGAGACGAAGGGUCUGUUGGUCGGGGAGGGGGCUGGGCUCGGCACAAACAACUUGAGACAGGAGGGAGGUUCAGUAACGGAAGCCCGGGGAGGGGUAGCCUGGGGGUGGAGCCAGACAGCCCGGGGAGGGGCAGUCUGGGGGUGGAGCCAGACAGCAGGUUCCUUCACAAAACCGUCGGAGGCAGGAAUCAAGGCGACUUCUCCAGGGGAAGGAACUACGGCUCUCCCAGCAGUAAUUACGAAAGUAAAGGCGACACCGGAAGUGUUAAUAUCCAAUAUGGCGGACAGGACGUGAUAUCUCAGAACCAGGGUAGCGGAAAUGCAAACUCUGGUGGGUUUUGGGGGAAAGAUAACUCUGGUGCAGACGGCUCAGCUUACAGCAGCUCUAACGACUGGAACCAAAACAGUCCAGGACAGAUUGGAACUGAAGACGGCAACAUCUACAACAACGGUUACUACAGCAGCUACACCCCCGAGCAGGCGGAUAACGGUUACAGCUCAUUCUCCACUUCUGAUGAGAACAGGGGCAGCAACUCGCAGAGUAGCGAGUUCGAAAACCGUGUGGACGGAGGGGAUUGGUCCAGCACUGGUGGGGACGAUGGUCUCUGUUCAUCAGGAGGCGAGUUCUUCCCCCACCCCACGUCAUGCAACCAGUUCUACCAGUGUGCCCACAACAAGGCCAUCUUGACCCACUGCCCCACGGGUCUGUUCUACAACCCCCUCCACAGGAUAUGUGACUGGCCCUCCAACGUCGACUGUCAGUCAGACAAUGAACCUGCUCUUUCGUACACAAACGAGUUGCCCGCCAUCUCCAGACAACCACGUGACAAGAUCUCACAAUCCGCUUCCGGUCAGAUGUUAGCUGAGCUCAAGUCCAAAAGUAGCAGCUCCAAAUCUAAAAGCUCCAGCAAAAGUUCCAGCAAGAGUUCCGGCAAAAGUUCCGGCAGUUCCGGCAGCUCGAGCCGGAGGCCCAGCUACUCGGACUACAACUACGACAGCAGCGAGGAGGACGACAAGAACAGCUACAUCGACGACAGCAACGACUACAGCAUCAGCCGCAGUUCUAGGGACGUCGAUGAUUGGUCGUACAGCGCGCCUGCGCAGAGAAGCCAGCCGGUGGUUUGUGGCCAGGGGGUGAAGUUCAUCAGACACCCCAGCGACUGCUCCAAGUUCUACCAGUGCGCCCACUACAAGCCCUUCCUCAUCUCCUGCCCCCCGGGCCUCAAGUUCAACAAGGACUACGACAUCUGCGACUGGCCGUCCAACGUCGACUGCAGCUCCAGUUAUGAGGGUCUGUCCCGGCGGUCAACUGGCACUUCCGGUGACCCCGGCUUCCAGGACAGCUGGUCCCAGAGUAGCCCUCAGUCCUCGUACAGCCAGGGAACUGGUUCCUCGUACGACGGCUCCAGCUCCAUGUCCAAUGGGGGAACCGGUUCCUCGUCAUCCUACGACAGCUCCAACAGCCAACCGACCUACAGCCAGCCACAGCAGCCGACCUACAGCGACCAGACCCAGUACAACAGCAACUCUGGCACCUCCCAGUACAGCAGCGGCUCGACAUCAGGCGACUCCAGCAGCAACCAGCCUAGCUACAGCGGCAACUCUGGCACCUCACAGUACAGCCAACAGCCCUCGUACAGCGGACAGUACAGCAACCAACAGCCGGUCUACACCCAGGGCAACAUGCAGCGGUCUGGAAGCUUCCAGCAAGUGGGAUACAACCAACAGCCCAUGUACGGGCAGCAGUCCUCCAUGGCUUCCAUCUUCCCAAUGAGCCCCUUCCAAUUUCCCAUGAUGCCCAUCAUCCAUCCACCCAUCUUCCAACCAAUCAUUCCCUACCCUCCCCGUGGCUACGCCACGACUAACUACCAAGCCUCCAAGCCCACCUACCAAUCAAGUCCUGACGUCGCCGACUACGACGCCGACAACACAGUGCUACACAAGCCCAACGUCGACAGCAACAGAGACAACAACGUCGACAGCAACGUCGACAGCAACAGAGGCUUCGACUACGACACCAACAAAGACAACCAGCAGUCCUUCUACCAACAAAGCGGCUUUAACAGCGGCGACUUCCAGGCCUCAGACGAUCAGUCGUCUGCUUCCAAUGGUCAGCACUUUGUUGGUCAGCAGCCGACCAAACUCUUUGUACCGAUGAAAAGAUACCUCAGACGUCAGAAGAACAUCAACAACAACAACGUCAACAAAGAUGGCGGCGACAACGGCAUCUACCACUACGACUACGAUUUCUUCAGCAACUUUGGCAACAACAAACAGUCGACGGGUAGAACCAAGGGGGACGACGGCGACAGAGCCAUCUACUACUACGACUACAGCACGAACAAGGGCGGCAAUAAAGCGGGCAACAGGCAGAACGAUUACUACAAUUUCUACGAUUACAAUGCUGGUAACAACUACAACUACUACGAUGACUUGAACUACGAUGACGGCAAUAGAGCACAAAGUAACAAAGGAUUUGGAGGGUACAUCAACAAAAACAAACUCAAGAGCGGGGCCCUGACAAAUCCUCAGUACUUCGGUAACGCCUUCAAGGGAUUCUCCAACAACAAACACCUGAAGAGAUCUCUGCAGCAACUAAAUGAUGCAGGGGACGUAGAGUACGUCCACUUCGACCACACUGGACAUGGUUAUGGGACCGGCACCAAGGGGUCAAGUCAGGGGGGUCUGGGGGGUCUGGGGGGUCUGGGAGACAUCAGCUCCCUGCUGCCCCUCCUGCUGUUGGGCGGCUCCCAGAACGGACAGCAGCUGUUUACGUUGUCACUACUGCUGCCUAAACUCAAGGGGCUGACAGGCGGACUCGGUCUCGGUGGAAAAGGAGGCGGCUUGUUCAGCUCUAAAGGUUCCAGUUCUAAGGGCGGCAGUGACGGCGGUCUCCUACAGACUCUACUUCUGCUGAGGUUGUUGUCUGGCACCGGUCAGACAACAACGGUCACCCAGCCGGCCAACCUACGGUUCCAGAACGGUCAGUUCACAGCCUUGUCCACCGGUGCCGCGGUCACCAGCUUCAUCGACCCGACCACCAACCUACCGGUACUUGUCGCUAAUCUGGCCGUAGACCCCAUCUCAGGUGCCGUGUACGACACCACCACCAACCGAGUCGUCAUCUUCACAGACCCUGGCAGCAACACGCAGGUGCAGGCAUUUGUGGCACCAACAACUGCGACAGUGACUGGCCGGAGCCUGUUGAGAAGUCCACUGGCAGUUCCACCUGUCAACAACAGGGUCCUGUCAGUGAUACCACCUGCGACCGUCGAGCCCACACCUGGGCCGGCAACUGGACGUGACGCCAUCAAUCUGAUCUUCUUGUCUCCCCUGACUCCCUCCUCCGUCCUGCCCACAAUUCCCGGCACCGACGGAAGUGUCAACACCAUUCGGGGCUCGCUCAGGGAUAUUUUAGGCGACGAUCUGACGCGUCUCCUUAGCAACGCCCAGCUUGUACCUGGCCAAUCAGCACCCAACGCGCUGGCCAGCGGUCAGAAAACCUGUACGGUGAUACGCAGCGGGGAGACCGUGCCGUUCCGCGUGAACCCGAGAGGGGGGCGUCGCCUGACGACGGAGGAGUGUGACGCCAUGGGCAAGCUGCUGGACAAGUUCAUCCCCACCUUCCUGCAGAACUUCGUCCCCAGCGACGCCGCCUUCGAGGGUUUCGGCAGCAACCGCAACACCCACGCCGGCGCCAACAUCAACGACAUCUUCGGCACGCCACUCAACACCAACGGCAACGCCGGACCCAGCGCCACCAACAUCAACCAGUUCAUCAACAUCAGGAACGAUCGAGACGGCUGCACCAUCGCGGUCCCCAACAUCGUUCCCCAGUGUUAGCACCCCCACCCCCAAUUUUAGCACCCCCACCCCAGUGUU